Paraphaeosphaeria sporulosa is the source of this 1040-nucleotide messenger RNA. Its product is annotated as aquaporin-like protein. Gene Ontology annotation, cellular component: plasma membrane. The coding region runs from base 155 to 952 and encodes 265 amino acids. Gene Ontology annotation, biological process: transmembrane transport. Lineage: Eukaryota; Fungi; Ascomycota; Dothideomycetes; Pleosporales; Didymosphaeriaceae. The record is from RefSeq and is a predicted model, not a curated record. The transcript has 2 exons. Gene Ontology annotation, molecular function: water channel activity.
CUCUGGAGGACGUCAUGUCGAUGAUCGGGCAAGGAAGAGAUAUAAGUUCAGACACGACAGUAACGUUAGACAGCCAAAUCCCUUUUUCUUUUUCUAAAUAGCUCAAAGUUUACGUCUAAUUCAGACACCUUGGAAAUCUGGAAGCAUCCUCAAAAUGUCAAAGCACAGCGAAGAUGGCAUCCUCCCUACCAACGACCACCACAGUCCAGCGGCUGCUUCGCAUCCGCUUUCAGACAAAAGCAUUCGCCAUGAAUAUCCUGUCUUCAUCGGAGAAUUCGUCGGUACUUUCAUCUUCCUCUUUCUCUCUUUCGCUGGGACCUCUAUUGCCAUUGUGUCUGCGACGGUCGAGCAUGCCGGUCCCGAAAGCCUUGACUUGAAUCCCGUCCAGAACGUAUCUAAGCUCAUCUACAUCUCCUUCGCCUUCGGCGCCUCUCUCGCCGUCGCUGUCAGCAUCUUCGCCGAGAUCAGUGGCGCCAUGUUCAAUCCUGCCGUAACGCUCUCGCUGCUCCUGAUAGGCGCCAUCCGCCCGCUGCGCGCCGUUCACGCGGUCCUCGCGCAGCUCGUCGCCGGCAUCUGCGCCGCGGCCGUCGUCUCCGCGCUGCUCCCCGGGCCGCUGCCAACAGCGACGAAACUCGAGCCCUCCAUUAGCAUCACGCGGGGGCUCUUCCUCGAGAUGUUUCUUACCGCGCAGCUCAUCCUGACUAUACUCGUCCUACCGAGUGGGCCUAGUAAGCCUCUGGCUAUCGGGCUUUCGCUGUUUGUGGGAGAGCUGUGCGGCGUGUACUAUACAGGUGGCUCGCUGAAUCCUGCAAGGAGCUUUGGACCUGCGGUGGUGACGGGGUUUCAGGGGUACCACUGGAUUUACUGGGUUGGGCCGGCGCUGGGGGCGGGACUCGGUGCUCUGGCGUUUGUUGGGCUGAGAAUCGUCGAGCCGGCAAAGGCGAAGGAGUGAGGUGGUGGAGCGAUGUCUGAGUCGCAGCCACGGAAUUCGAAGGGAAGCGACGAGGACGCUACGAGGUCGUUGCUGUCAGCGUGGUAUG